AUGACAGAGGCCGGGAAGCUGCCCCCACCGCUACCCCCACGACUGGACUGGUUUGUGCACACACAGAUGAGCCAGCUGGCCCGUGACGGGGUCCCCGAGUGGUUCCACGGUGCCAUCUCAAGAGAGGCUGCGGAGAACUUGCUGGAGUCACAGCCGCUUGGAUCUUUUCUCAUCAGGGUCAGUCACAGCCACGUGGGCUACACGCUGUCCUACAGAGCCCACAGCUGCUGCCGCCACUUCAUGGUGAAGCUCUUGGAUGAUGGGAGUUUUGUGAUCCUCGGGGAGAACGUGUCCCACGCCUCACUGGACGCCCUAGUCACCUUCCACCAGCAGAAGCCGGUUCGGCCGCACGGGGAGCUGCUGACCCAACCCUGCGGGCAGAAGGAUCCAGCAAACGUGGAUUAUGAGGAUCUGUUGCUUUACUCCAAUGCACUGGCGGAGAAAGCCACCAGCCCCGCCUAUGGCCCCCAGGAGCAUCAGAGGCCUUCCUUCUGCUCGGCCUCCGCAAAGCUAGUCCUGCUCCAUCAACCAAAGAAAAGGAAGCCAUCUGCAGAGCUGAACAGAGUACUCACAGAGGAGGCUGCCUCCUUCUGCCUCCCGAAAUCCCCUCUUGGGGAGGCCCACCAGAAACUCUGGAAAAACCUCAAAAUGCUCCCCAAGAUGGGCAAGAGGGUCCAGCAGCAGCUGGAAUCCCACCUCCAGGCUGUGAGCUUGUCAUCACUCGGGGACACAGGGCAAUCAGCGGUGACUCACACCUCCAGGGCGAGAGCAGGCAGCCAAGAGCACUCAGGUGACGCAGCCUGGAAAGACAGUGUCUACACGGACCUUUUUUUGGCCACAUCCCUCGAGAGCCCUUCACAGCCCCAGUCCCCAAGAGACAGAAAUGCCCCCUCCAAAAAGGCUGAGAGGUCGGCCAGCUGGAGUUGGCACAGAGUGGUGGCGAGGGCUUUGUCCUCCCAGGUAUCUGAGCCAGAGCCAAAGGACUUGACGGGGACUCAGGAGGACCAGCUCCCUGAGGAAUACCACCCACCACCACCCUUUGCCCCUGGGUACUGCUAG
Cynocephalus volans (Philippine flying lemur) is the source of this 1059-nucleotide messenger RNA. RefSeq names its product hematopoietic SH2 domain-containing protein-like. The transcript has 5 exons. Gene Ontology annotation, cellular component: cytoplasm. The coding region runs from base 1 to 1059 and encodes 352 amino acids. Lineage: Eukaryota; Metazoa; Chordata; Mammalia; Dermoptera; Cynocephalidae. The record is from RefSeq and is a predicted model, not a curated record.